This is a messenger RNA of Tripterygium wilfordii, 1269 nucleotides long. Its product is annotated as 11S globulin seed storage protein 2-like. The coding region runs from base 47 to 1126 and encodes 359 amino acids. The record is from RefSeq and is a predicted model, not a curated record. The transcript is spliced from 3 exons. Lineage: Eukaryota; Viridiplantae; Streptophyta; Magnoliopsida; Celastrales; Celastraceae.
CUGUCUAGACAGGCUGGUUUGGUUUUUUUUUUCCAAGGAAAGAAAGAUGGCGGAGAUAGAGUCGUUGACUCCAAAUGUGGCAGAAAAGGUGUUUGAGGGAGAAGGAGGCUCGUACCACAAAUGGUCUGCUUCCACAUCGCCGGUGCUUGGGGAAUCCAAGGUUGGUGCCGGUAGGCUUGUUUUGCAGCACCGUGGGUUCGCUCUACCACACUAUGCAGAUUGCUCCAAAGUUGGCUAUGUUCUUCAAGGCAAUGAAGGAUUAGUGGGAAUGGUGUUCCCAAACACAACAUCAGAGAUUGUGCUUAAUCUUAAGAAAGGAGACGUAAUACCAGUACCAGUAGGAUCAGUCUCAUGGUGGUACAACAAUGGAGACUCUGAAUGGGUCAUAGUUUUCUUAGGCGAAACUUCAAACGCCUAUCUUCCCGGCGAAUUCACUUACUUCCUUCUAUCCGGAGCACUAGGCGUCUUCCGGGGUUUCUCAACUGAGUUCAGUAGCAGAGCAUACAAUCUGAACCAUAACGAUGCAGACAAGCUAACCAAUAGCCAAACCGGUGUCUUGAUUGUCAAACUAGACCCCAACAAAACCAUGCCCAAACCAGGCAAGGCAGGGCUUGAUACGGUCCGCGACAUUGAUUCUGCGCGGCCUGAUGUCACCGUUAGCAAGGCUGGCUCGAUGAUUACACUGACACCGGCGAAGUUCCGGGCUCUUCAGCCGACCGGAUUGAGUGUGAACUCCACGAGAUUGGAUGGUAAUGCUAUGCGCUCACCAUUUUAUUUGGCCGAUGGAUCGGUUCAGGUGAUUUAUGUUGUGAAAGGGAGUGGGAUGCUGCAAAUGGUGGGUUUGAAUGGAGAGCAAGCUUUGGAUGCCAAGAUUGAAGCUGGUCAGUUGGUAGUUGUGCCCAAAUUCUUCACAGUUUCCAUGAUUGCUGGAGAUGAAGGACUGGAUUGGUUCUCCGUUACGACCACCGCUGAUCCUAUGGUUGAAGAGCUAGGAGGUGGGAAGUCAGUGUGGCAUGCCUUGUCUCCUGUGGUCAUACAAGCAUCUCUAGAUGUAACUCCAGAGUUCGUUCAAGUUUUCAAGUCAAACAUCAAAAAUAGCACUAUGCUUGUCCCUCCUCCAAAUUAAUUAUGCAAUUAUUUCUAGAAUUAUAUGUAUGUUUAAUGUUUCUCAAAUAACUAUAAUUGUAGCGUCCUAUAAUUUCCAAUAAAAUUUACUAUGUUUCUCAAAUAAAAAUUUACAAUUUCCAAUAAAAUAUGCUAUAAUUAUAU